Molecule: messenger RNA, 1317 nt
Organism: Colletotrichum chrysophilum
Lineage: Eukaryota; Fungi; Ascomycota; Sordariomycetes; Glomerellales; Glomerellaceae
Exons: 2
Coding region: 1-1317 (438 amino acids)
Source: RefSeq, a predicted model, not a curated record
AUGUUGUUCUCGCUCAAGACGGCCCUCGCGGCCUUGCUCAUCGCAUCGCCAUUGACCGAGGCAGCGCACUCGCGCUAUCCCACUCGGGAUGAGAAGGAAUGGGUGACUGUCUGGGGCACUAUGCCUCAGCUCGUCGAGCCGGCCAACCUGCCUCCGGCGCCGUUUAACGAAACAGGCCGCGUUUUCAACGACGCAACCCUCCGCCAAACAGUCAAGCUCUCCCUGCCCUCGUCCACCCUGCGCCUCCAGAUAAGCAACGUCUUCGGGGGCUCCGACCUACCCAUCACGGCCGUCACAAUCGCCCGCACCGCGAACAACACGGCCGGCACGAGCGCCAUCGACGCCGCCUCGCUCCAGAUCGUCACCUUCUCCGGCAGCGGCACCUUCGCCGUCCCCAACGGCGCCGUCGUCUUCUCGGACCCCAUUGACCUCCCCGUCGACGCCAACGCCGUCGUCUCCGUCACAAUCUACCUCGCCGACGGCCAGUCCACCAACAGCAUCACCGGCCACCCCGGCUCCCGCACCACCUCCUUCCUCGCCGCCGGCAACCGCGUCGCCGACCAGGACCUCGGCGGCAACGCCACCGCGACGGACCACUGGUACCUCAUCAGCGCCAUCGAGGCCCAGGUCCCCAAGGGCUCCUCCGCGGCGGUCGCCAUCGUCGGCGACUCCAUCAGCGACGGCCGCGGCUCGACCACCAACGCCAACAACCGCUGGCCGGACCGCCUCCUCGCGCGCCUGCAAUCCUCCAACUCCUCCUCCGCCACCACGCGCAACAUCGCCGUCGUCAACCAGGCCGCAGGCGGCAACCGCGUCCUCGCCGACGGCCUCGGCCCCAACGCCCUGGGCCGCCUCGACCGCGACGUCGUCGCCCACACUGGCGUGCGCUACGCCGUGAUCUUCGAGGGCGUCAACGACAUCGGCGUCGCGGCCAACGACACCGCCUCGCAGACCGCCACCGGCGACCGCCUCCUCCUCGCCUUCGACCAGAUCGCCACGCGCCUGCACCGCUUCGGCAUCCCCGUCUUUGGCGCGACCAUUACGCCCUUCACCGGCGCCGACCAGCCGUACUCGGACCCCGAGCGGGAGAAGACGCGGCAGCGCGUGAACGAGUGGAUCCGCACCUCGGGGCGGUACGAUGCCGUGAUCGACUUUGACGCGGCGGUGAGGGAUCCCGCGGCGCCGGAGAGGUUGAGGGCGGAGUUUGAUACGGGGGAUCACUUGCAUUUGAACCCGGCUGGGUAUGAGGCCAUGGCUGCGGCGGUUGAUUUGAGCAUUUUUGAGAAGUUUAAGGAUGGGGUGUCGAGGUUGACGUGA